GUGUGUUUGUGUCUCCUCAGGUGUGUUGGUGUCUCCUCAGGUGACCUUCUGUCUGUAACACACCCCCCCCCCUCCCCAGGUGUGACCAUGCCCUGGCUCGUCUCCUCUCAGGUGGACUUCCUGUCCUCGUCUCCGUCUCAGCGUGAGUGUGAACGGACGUCCUUCUCGUUCUACUGCUCGGUGCGGGACCUUCUGCCGGUGUGGCUGCUGGAGGAGCAGCGCAGCAUGGAGACGUUCAGCUGGGAGGACGGGCCUCGAGGCUUCCUCCCUGCGGAGGCUCUGCUGUACGCUGUGGUUCACGACCACCAGGACUACGCCUCCUUUUUGCUGCAUCACUUCUCCGUCAGCGCGCUCAGAGCGCCGCCCUGCAGUUUCUGCUGCUGCAGCGGAGGGGCGCCGCACCUCAGCGUGGCCGUGCGCUACGACCGGCUGCACAUCCUGGCUCUGAUGCUGGAAGCUCUGAAGGACUGCAGCGAGAGGCGGGACUUCCUGGACGGCUGCACCGGCUGCUCGCAUGCUGCGGACGCAGGGAAGAGUGCGGUGCAGCUGGCGGUGGAACUGUCUCGCUCCGACUGCCUGCUGCUGCUGCUGAGUCACGGUGCUGCGCCCGCAGGCCUGGAGGCCGUGCUGCAGCGCCUCAGCAGCGCCUCAGAGCUCAGCUCCUGCGAAGCCUCAGAGCUCAGGCAGGCGCAGCGCUGCAUGGACUUCCUGCUGCUCUUCCUCCCCUCGCCCCCCCCGAUCUGCUACCUUCAGGACGAGCCGCAGCGCUGGCAAAGCCUUCUGGGAAACGAAGUCUUCAGGUGGCUGUCUGGCCUGGCUCCGCCCCCCCUCUUGCUGCAGGCCCUGAGGUGUUUGGCCCGGUCCGGCCCGGGUCAGAUCAGCGCACUGCCUGACUUCUUGCAGCAGCACAGCUGGCAGUGAGGUCAUCGUCACCAUGGAAAUGGUGUGCUUAUGAUGUAAAUAAAUGUAAAUAAAGACUGAAACACGGAAGGAUACCCGGCGGGCUUCAGGACCCUGAACAGACUGAAUGAUUGGCUCCUCCCUCUGAUGGACCGUUAGAUGGAGACAUCUAUAUUAAAGUGCUUUAUGAUAAAUGGGUCAUAUUGAUCUUCACUAUUAUUCAUGUUAAAUUAAAUACUCUAACAUCUUAAAACAUGUCAGAAUCUACCUGUUGAACAAAGAAGAAACGUAGGGUUA
Notothenia coriiceps (black rockcod) is the source of this 1197-nucleotide messenger RNA. Its product is annotated as ankyrin repeat domain-containing protein 9-like. Lineage: Eukaryota; Metazoa; Chordata; Actinopteri; Perciformes; Nototheniidae. The coding region runs from base 88 to 921 and encodes 277 amino acids. The transcript has 2 exons. The record is from RefSeq and is a predicted model, not a curated record.